AACCCAUCUGGAGUCCAUCUGUGCCUCGCUGGCGGUGGGAAGGACUCGACUGCAGCGCUCACAUAUGUGAGAGAGUUGGAGACACAUGCCUCACAUAUGAAAGCGCAACCAGAGUGAUUUACAUUGUUUGGAAUAAGACACGAGCAGGAGAGGACUAUCGUAGAGAGGAGACAGUGCAGAGAAGAACGUUCCUGCCAUGCCCGGAUCCCCAGUGGAUGGAAAGACUCAUUCUAGACCAACCGUCUCCGUCAUGCCUCCUCUUCCCUCCAUCAAUCCCAGCGGACCUCGUCCGGCAGCGUUCUCCACCACAGCACUGACCAAUGGGAUCAACCAUUCCCCCCCGAUGCUCAACGCCGUUCCUUCUCCGCCUCAGCGCUACAGCAACGGGCCUUCGUCAUCAUCUUCCUCUUCACUGGCCAAUCAGCAGCUUCCGGCGACCUGUGGCGCGCGCCAGCUGAGCAAACUGAAGCGCUUCCUCACCACUCUACAGCAGUUCGGCAACGACAUCUCGCCCGAGAUCGGGGAGAGCGUCCGAAACCUGGUGCUCGCUUUAGUGAAUUCCACCGUCACCAUUGAAGAGUUUCACUCCAGACUGCAAGAAGCCACAAACUUCCCCUUAAGGCCCUUCGUCAUACCAUUCUUAAAGGCCAACCUGCCUUUACUGCAGAGAGAGCUUCUUCACUGCGCUCGGGCUGCCAAACAGACUCCAGCACAGUAUCUGUCCCAACACGAACACCUCCUGCUCAGCACCAGCGCCCCGUCUCCAGCCGACUCCUCUGAACUCCUGCUGGACCCCAACGACAGCAGCAAACGACACAGUCCCAACCGAAGUAAAGAGAAUGGUUUUCACGAUCGGCCUCCCGCUUCCCUGGAACCUCCUGCCAAACGGAUCUGCACCAUUAGCCCCGCCCCCAGACAUAGCCCCGCCCACCCGCUCCAUCUCCCCGCCCAGAUCCACCCGACUCCGCCCCCUCUGCAACACUACGCGCUGGAUGACAUCAGCACACCUCAGCUGUACCGAGAGCCUCACCGAAUCCUGGAGCUGAGGGAGCUGAAGGACAGGCCACGACUGCCAGGCAGUAACGGAGGCUACCGCGAGGAACCUGUCGACCACAGACUGACGGAGAGAGAGUGGGCUGAGGAAUGGAGACAUCUGGAUCAUGUGCUGAAUUGCAUUGUGGACAUGGUGGAGAAAACUCGUCGUUCGGUGAGCGUUCUGCGGCGCUGUCAGGAGUCGGACCGCGAGGAACUCAAUUACUGGAGGAGACGCUCAAACCCACACGACGACGUACGCAAGAACGGGACGACAUCAGGGAACGCCCCCUUCACCAAAACACACAGUCCUCUGUCGGCAGAGGGAGUCAACGCAGACUCUCAGAGGGAUCUUCCCCUGCGCGCCGGCUCUGGCUUCGUGCCUGAUGAGAUAUGGAGGAAAGCCGAGGAGGCGGUGAACGAGGUGAAGCGGCAGGCGAUGGACGAGGUGCAGAAAGCCGUGGCCGAGGCCGAGCAGAAAGCCUUCGACAUGAUCACAACUGAGAGAGCCAAGAUGGAGAAAACCCUCGCGGAGGCCAAGAGGAAAGCCACGGAAGACGCCAUCCAGGUCAUCAACGAGCAGGAGGACUCCAGUGAGUGUUGCUGGAACUGUGGUCGUAAGGCGAGUGAGACGUGCAGCGGCUGUAACGCGGCGAGAUACUGCGGCUCCUUCUGUCAGCAUAAAGACUGGGAACGACACCAUCUCAUCUGUGCCCCGGGACUCCAGAACCAGCCCAAACCCUCGUCUCUGAGCGCUCGGGUCCUGGCCAAAGCCCCCGACAGCGGCCCCGUCCCGAGCCCCGUCCCGGAGAAGACCUCCCGCGCGUCCACACCCGCGUCGGACGCCAGCGCACACUAGCGCACACACACACCGCUUCAUUCCGGAGCGGGACGUUCAGACUCUCUUCUGCGAGUUUAUCCCACAGGACCUCCAGGUUUUGGUGCAGAUCUCCUGCGAUCGGGUUCACCCGCACAAACUGUUGUCAGUGUUGCGUCUGUUCGCUUGUUUGUGUCUGUGUGUGGUUCUGUACAUAUUCAUUCAUUAAUUUUAUUGCAUCAAAUUAAUUCAUGCAACACCACAGAUUAUACUUGCUUGACUUCAGCCAACACUUUAACAUUUCUGCCUCGGUGCGUUUAGAUGUCCGUCACAGCGAAUCCACAUGCUGGAAAACUAAUCU
Rhinichthys klamathensis goyatoka is the source of this 2210-nucleotide messenger RNA. It is a transcript of the gene cbfa2t2, whose product is annotated as CBFA2/RUNX1 partner transcriptional co-repressor 2. Gene Ontology annotation, cellular component: nucleus. Bases 197 to 1891 code for a protein of 564 amino acids. Lineage: Eukaryota; Metazoa; Chordata; Actinopteri; Cypriniformes; Leuciscidae. Gene Ontology annotation, biological process: negative regulation of DNA-templated transcription; DNA-templated transcription. The record is from RefSeq and is a predicted model, not a curated record. Gene Ontology annotation, molecular function: transcription corepressor activity. The transcript is spliced from 11 exons.